AUGUCACAAUUGAAUCCCUCGGCCCUCACGCGACUCAUCGAGUCGCAAUCAGCCUCAGACGAUCCUCAGGCCGCAACAACCAUUCAAAUCCUGCAUAAUCUCCAGCAUCAGCACCUCUGGACCUCACUUCAGACCCACGACAUUGUCACAACAUCAGACAGCACAGUUGAAAAUCCUCAAGAUACCCCUCGGACCUUGAUCUCCGGUAUCCCGCCCCAUCGCGUCUAUACUCAUCCCGACGAGCAGCUGUACAUGCUUGAGAAGAGCAUUACAGAGGAUGAUCUUCAGCCGGAGAGAAUGUUCGUGAUACCCACCGCGCAAGGACAGAAAUGGAGUCUUCGGCGAAUGGCAGUUGCGUUCGAUGCAUUGGCGUCUCUGGAGAACACUGUCACCGAGGACGCAGAGGUGGCGCGGGGGUCUGCAGACUCGGGGAAGGUGGAGAAGCUCGACGAGUAUUACGAAAAGAAGCGGGAGGCCCAAGUCACGAAAGCAUGGGGUACCAGGCGCGCUUUGUUGGCAAUGACCAACAGGGAUAUGGGUGGAGACGGUACUGUCGUCUAUUACAUCGUUCAGGAGGGUGAGGUCAAGCCCAGACAGAAUUGA
Molecule: messenger RNA, 603 nt
Organism: Penicillium diatomitis
Lineage: Eukaryota; Fungi; Ascomycota; Eurotiomycetes; Eurotiales; Aspergillaceae
Exons: 1
Coding region: 1-603 (200 amino acids)
Biological process (GO): tRNA splicing, via endonucleolytic cleavage and ligation; tRNA-type intron splice site recognition and cleavage
Cellular component (GO): tRNA-intron endonuclease complex
Molecular function (GO): nucleic acid binding
Source: RefSeq, a predicted model, not a curated record